AUGGCUAUGCGCAAUGUCGGUGUGAAGACUAGCCAAAUCAUGGACUAUAUGGUAAAUCAGUCCGGGUCUUAUGAGAAUGUUGGUUUCAUCCGCACGGAUCUGCACAACCAUAUUCAAGCCGAACGUAGAGCAGAAGUUGAGGAUGGUGAUGCGCAGGAUUCGAAAUCGCGGGCCGACUACGCAAAGUUUGGUGAUGUGUUGAUAUUUGACUCAACUUACAGAACCAAUGCAUACAAGAAACCGUUUGUCAUGUUGGCUGGUGUGACUAGCCACUUUAGGACCAAGAUAUUUGCAUGUGUUUUGCUAGCUAAUGAGACAAUUGAGACAUACACAUGGGUUUUGGAAACAUUUAUGGAGGCGAUGGGCAAUAAAGCACCUGUGUCCGUACUGACAGAUGGGGAUAAGUCGAUGCGAGAGGCAAUCAGAAGAGUAUUUCCAGAUGCAAGACAUCGAUUAUGUAAUUGGCAUCUUGGGAAAAAUGCUGUUUCAAAUGUUCACAUAAGUGGCUUUGCACAUGCUUUCAAGCAGUGCAUGGACAUGGAAACGGAUGAGACAAAGUUUGAGCAUGGCUGGACGACAAUGGUCGAAGAAUUUGGACUUCAAACCAACAGUUGGGUGUUGGAGACAUAUGAGAAGCGUCAUAUGUGGGCUGAGGCAUAUAUGCGUGGACAUUUCUUUGCUGGGAUGAAGAGCACUCAGCGCUCGGAGUGUAUGAAUGCUUAUUUCAAUCCCUUCCUCCAACACAAAUUGAAGCUAUAUGAAUUUGUUAGGCACUAUGAUCGGGCUCUUGCAAGGAUAAGGUAUAACGAGGCUAGAGAUGAUGCUGAAACAAAUAACACUUUUCCGGGGAAGUUGAAUGUGAAGGAUGUGUUCCCUUUGCCGGAUGGUCAGAAAUGCUACUAUAUUCAUAAGUACAGAGUGAAGGACAGAUCAUGGAUAGUAACACACAGUCCAAUGGAUGCUGCAAUGAGAUGUUCUUGCAUGAAGUUUGAGUCGUUGGGGCUACCUUGCUGCCACAUGAUAUGUGUUAUGAAAGCUGAAAAUUUAACGCAAAUUCCCCCAACUUGUGUGCUGCAUAGAUGGACAAGGGCUGCAAGCAAGGAUGGCCAGCAAUGGCCUCAACCCUCAAUUGAUAGCACUACAACACAGACGGCCCGGUAUGGGAUAUUGUGUUCUUCCUACAACGAAAUGUGUUUCUAUGCCUCGCAAUCAACGGAAGGUUUCAAGGAUGCUAGGGAUGCAUGUCUUCCAAUGACGACCCGGAUGAAGGAGUUAUAUGAGAGGAAUUUGAACAGUGGGAAUGGAGACAAAGGGAAACAUUCAUUCCCUCGACAAUUUGGAGUAGAAGAUCCUAAUGUUAUGAAGACAAAAGGGAACCCAGGACGGGCCUCGUCCAACUGUCAAAGACCAAGAAAAUGUGGGAAAUGCAAAUGCAUUGGCCACACGAAACGAACGUGUCCUAAGGUGCAGUUUAGCCAAACAAUGGGUAGUACCUUGGCUGCAGAUACAAUCCACAUCAGUGACCGUGAGAACAAUGCAGACUCAUCGCCCAUUUGCUACAAAACUGGGUUAGUGGAUCCAAGUACACCGCACAUUAAGCAACGACGACUAUUUUUCGAUGUUUCUCCUAAUUCCAAGCAGCCUGUGGGCCAAUACGGUAAUGUUGAAGCAGCAGUGUGCAAAAAUGAUUCGACCACAAUUGAUGAGGUGAAUCAGGUAGACAGUACUAGCUAUUGA
This is a messenger RNA of Camellia sinensis, 1737 nucleotides long. Lineage: Eukaryota; Viridiplantae; Streptophyta; Magnoliopsida; Ericales; Theaceae. The record is from RefSeq and is a predicted model, not a curated record.